CUUUUACGCGCUUGCGCGGGACGCACUGGACGCCCUUUCCUUUUAGACUGAGCUGGUCGUGCUUGUGGCACGGCCGCGUGAGAGGGCCUGCCUGGGAAAGUUAAGUACCUGAAGGAGUGACCAGCUAUGGAUCAUGCUAGGAAAGCAAUAUUUAACAUGUUUGGAGGAGAGCCCCUCUCAUACACCCGCUUCAGUCUGUCUCGACAGCCAGAUGGAGACAACAGUCAUGUGGAAAUGAAGCUCUCUGCUGAAGAUGAGGAAGGUAUUGAAAAUGGAGGAAUUGACCAUCUUCAUACCCGACCAAUAAAACCAAGGAACAACAAUCGACACCUCUGCUGUGUACUUACUGGGGCAGCUCUCCUUUUCCUUAUAGGAUUCCUAAUUGGCUACCUGAGUUUCCGUGGAAGGAUACAGGCAAUGAAAAAAUGUGAGGAUGGUGUUGAACCAUGUCAUAGCUAUCGAUGUACACCCGAGUCUGAUGAUGACACACCUGAACCUGAGGAACCGGCACCUGAACCUGUGCUAUACUGGGGUGACCUCAAAAGCAAGUUGUCAACCAGGCUGCGCUAUGCAACUCUCGGAGAUAAAAUCGAGCCAGUCUCUUCUGAUGCUGGCAGUCCAGGAGAUGAGAACCUAGCCAAUGUCAUUCAUCAAGAUUUUGAGAAAUUCAAGUUGGAUAAAGUCUGGAAUGAUGAGCACUACGUCAGGCUGCAGACCCCAGGAUCUCAGAAUGUAGUUUCCCUGGAAAAUCCAAGUGAAGAUUUGGAGAUUCCUCAAGCUUAUGUAGCAUACAGUGAAAGUACAGCUGUUUCUGGAAAACCUGUUUAUGCCAACUAUGGGCGCAAUGAAGACUUCUAUCAACUGCUGCAGAAAAAUGUCGACUUAACUGGAACAGUGAUCCUUAUGAGAGCUGGAGAAAUUGCUUUUUCUGAAAAAGUGGCAAAUGCCAAGAAGAUGGGUGCUGUAGGAGUCUUGAUAUACCCAGAUCCAGCUGACUAUCCAGGCCUUGGAGACCACACUUCCCUAUUUGGACAUGCUCACCUUGGGACAGGAGAUCCUUUUACUCCUGGAUUUCCAUCUUUCAACCAUACUCAGUUUCCCCCAGUUGAAUCCUCAGGCCUCCCACGCAUUCCAGUACAAACCAUUUCAAGAUCUGCUGCAGAAAAAAUAUUCAGCUCUAUGAAAGGGCCAGACUGUCCAGAUUCAUGGAAAGGAAAACUUUCUGGUUGCAAGCUUCGGUCAGAUUCUAAUGGAAGAAAUGUGACGCUGCGGGUGAACAAUGAGCUUGUGGAAAAGAAAAUCCUAAACAUCUUCGGUGUGAUCAAAGGCUUUGAGGAUCAAGAUCGGUAUGUAAUCAUUGGAGCCCAGCGUGAUUCCUGGGGGCCUGGAGUUGUAAAGGCUGGUGUAGGAACCGCCCUGCUUCUACAGCUUGCCAAAACACUCUCUGACAUCGUGAAAAUUGAUGGGUACAAGCCCCGCCGGAGUAUUGUAUUUGCCAGUUGGAGUGCUGGAGCCUUUGGAGCUGUCGGUGCCACAGAAUGGCUGGAGGGCUAUUCCUCAUCUCUCCACAUGAAGGCGGUUGCGUAUAUCAACUUGGAUGCAGCAGUUUCGGGCUCAAGGGACUUCAGGUUCUCUGCCAGCCCCAUGUUGAAAAGGUUGUUGGAAGAUGCAGUCUCAGGAAUUACUGUGUCGUCAACUGAUCUUCGUUCCACUUUGGCCAGAAAAGAGGUCCCGUUUCGUAUUGAUGACGCAGCCUUUCCUUUUCUGUCCUACUCUGGGAUACCAUCUAUUUCAUUCCACUUCUGUGAUGAUGGGAAAGGGUAUCGCUUCCUUGACACCCAAUUAGACAAUCUGGACAACCUGUUCAGGAGUUUCACCCCCAUUGCUGAACUGGAAAAUACAAUCCGCAAAGCAGCUGAAAUCGCUGGUCGUAUAGCUCUGAGGAUGACGCAUGACCACGAACUGUACCUGGACUACGAGAGCUACAAUAACAAGCUGCGUGACCUUAUAGGGAAGAUAGUUCCAUACCGGAAAGAGAUGCAGAAUAUGGGCUUGGGCCAACAGUGGCUGAUGGUUGCCCGUGGAGACUUCAACCGAGCUACAAGCACCCUCACACAAGAUAUCAGAAACACCGACCUCACCAACAAGGCUGCUUGUCGUGCUUUGAAUGACAGGAUCAUGAAAGUGGAGUACAACUUCCUCUCCCCGUACGUCUCUCCAAAAGACACUCCUCUCCGGCACAUCUUCUUUGGUUCUGGCUCCCACACUCUCCAGGUGAUGCUGGACCACUUGGGUCUCUUGAAGACAAACAGGAGCGCCUUCAAUGAAGAUGUGUUCAAGAACCAGCUUGCUCUGGCAACCUGGACAAUCCAGAGUGCUGCAAAUGCCCUUUCUGGUGACAUCUGGAACACAGACAAUGAGUUCUGAGAAAGUUGAAAGCUAAAGUUAAUUCUGAAGUACAGCAACAGGGAACCCCUUCCUUUUCAACCAGUAGCACAUAACAAAAGUCCCCUUAGGCCUUCAGAGGAUUUUUAGUUGUCCAGGCUGAAACUUGAGCAAUUCCAAGCAAGUUAAAAUGUCCUGACCCAGAGAACAUAGAUAUAUGUAGAUUCACCUUUUAAAAUGUGCUGGCCUCUCUAACCCAAAAUUUGAGAGGGCUGAUCUUGGACUGAGUAAAGCAUUUCUUCCAAGGGAUGCACACAAAGCAACCACAGCAUUGAACUCAUGAGAAUUGUAAGGGCUCUUGGAUUCUUGUGAAUUCAACCUGACCUCCCAGACUCUUCUAAAGCAAAGUUGCCGUGUGACUUGUGAGCCUAAAAGCUCCCAUGUCUUUAAUCCUAUUAGGAAGUAUCUCCCCUGGGUACAGAAGCUCUUCCAUAGACCCCUUGGCCUCUGGGAUACAGCCAAUACACCUUGACAUAAGAUCUGUCUAGCAGGGAAUGAAAAUGAAACCUUUCGCCUUCCCAAUAGGAAUUGAGAGAGUCCCAGGUGAAACUCCUGUGACUUGCUCCUUUCCGUACUAAGGAAGGCCAAGCCAAAGAAAUGAAGGCUAUAGUACCUUGAAUGGUACUAUUUUAAAAUUAAAAUAACCGUUCCCCCUACGAGGAGUCUGGUUGCACUCAAGCCCUUGCUGUGAGGCCUUUUCAGUAAACGAGAAGUCUCUUGGCCUAGUCUUAACUUGCAGCACUUGUUUGAGAGACUGACUCUGCAGACUUGGUAUCGAGGUAUUUAUUUAUUUAUUUAUCAGUGGCAGUGUUCACUAUAAAUGGUAUUUGUUUUUUCUACAGAAUAUAAUUAUCGGAAGCAGUGACUUCCAUAAUUAUGACAGUUAUACUGUCGUUUUUGAUAAAGCAGCAUCUGCUAGUACAAUCCAACCAUGAUAACUGGAAUUUUUGCCACCAAGCCUUCAGUGGCCUGCAACAGCACCAUCCCUUCGGAAGAUUAUUUGGGAUUCCAGGGGGUAGGGACUUUGUUUCACCUCUUGGAGCAGGCAGUCCAAGCAGGUGAGGGGAAAUCCCGGGAAGUGCUUUUCACUCUCAGAAGAUAAGAGCAAAAGCUGUGAGAUGCACCUUCUGCCUGACCCUUUCAAUGAAAAGCUUCCUUUGACUGGGUGCAGCCAGUGUGUGAUGGGGAUUUCCUUUUGCUUCAGUAGAUCUGGAGCCCCAUCAUUUGGGCUUUCCAUCAGUCCUCUGACUACUGGUUGUGUUUAGGCUGAUGCAAACCAUUGCAGGCUUGUGUUGAGCUGUGCUUGAAUCCAACAGCAGCUCUUGUGCAAAACUUCCAGCACUGCGAUGUAUCAUGAGAACUUGGGUCACAUUAUCGGGAGCAGUGUCUCCCAUAAUGUUAAAGAACAAGGUAGUUUUUGCCUACCACAGUGUUGUAUCGGAGGCAGUGACCUCCAUAUGUUGCACUAAGGGUGUCUUAAUUAUCGGGGACAGUGUUUCCCAUAAUUUUUUUGUAAGUGCUCACCAUGCAAUAACACCUGCAGAGCAUGAUCGUUAGUAUCUAACAUGUAUAUUCAAACAUCUGCAACUGUCUGUCUUUGUCUGGUCUCGCUUUGUGCUGGAUGCAAUAACUAGUUUAGUGGCUCUUGCCACACUGUGAGCAAGGCCAGAGUAGUAAUCGGCUGCCACAACUAGUUUUAUAUUGCUGAGAACCUUGGAGACAACUGAGCAGUGGGCUUUUGCUGACUCUUGGUGAAGCCUGACACUUCUUUCUCCUCUUCUUUUUUGCUCAAAUCUACUUCUAAGACUUCAAGAAAUGGCUGGAUGAAUGUAUAUAAGAGUUGCUUAUGGCUAUAAAGAAAUUUGUGUUAAAAUGUGGGUGUCAGUUGGGAAUGCUUCAAGAGCUUGAGUGGAUGAUUCUGAUCAGUUGCCUGCACUGAAAUAACUGAAUCUACUGUGAUUGUUGCACUUCACUUUUUUUACUUGGCUUCUGGUACAAAAAUCUGGUACAGACAUCUGUGGGAACAUCCCUUUAGAUAUUCCUCAACAGAAACAAGCUGCGUUUUCUGGCUCUCCAAAAACUCAGGCUGAUAAAGAUGCUUUCUAUACUCUUCGUAAAGUGCUGCUUUUAAGGCUCUUUGCUUAAAUGAGCAGCUUCCGCACACUGGGAUUUCAUGCUUUGUGCUGGAGAAAGCUGGAUGAGCUGGGCACAAGGAUGGAAAGUCAUGUGUUCUUGUAAACUCUCUUCCACAUUGUAGUUCUGUUUACCCCAACUUUACCCAACUUGGUAAUGCCUGCAGCUCCAGGGACUCAUGGGGAUUGUAGUUUAAAAACAGCUGGAGGGCACCACCAGGUUGGUUAAAGCUGGUGUAGAUAAAGUCAAUUACAUUUCAAACCUUUUGUGUGUGAGUGAAAAAAAUCUAGCUUGGUAAUUUCCCAUGCGUGGUUUUCUUCCCUCCGUUUCAUGAGGCCUGUGAAUGCAGCCGGGUCAUCCAAGUAGUAGCGGUCUUCCCAUAGCGCUGCAUGCAUCUUGGGUGGGUAAUAAAGCGUAGACAUAGUUACUGGGGGGAAAUUGAACUGAAUCUCAAAUAUAUAAGCUAUGUGUAUCUCUGAAAUUUGUGCUUUGUGCUGUUGUGCUAUGAGAUUAUUUAGAGUUGGGGGUUGUAAUCUUGGUGUUAUGGCUGAUGAGAACUGCAAGACUUGACUGUCAAUAAAGAACAAGGAAGAAU
This is a messenger RNA of Lacerta agilis (Sand lizard), 5173 nucleotides long. RefSeq names its product transferrin receptor (gene TFRC). Gene Ontology annotation, molecular function: transferrin receptor activity. NCBI's taxonomy places the organism in Eukaryota, Metazoa, Chordata, Lepidosauria, Squamata, Lacertidae. The record is from RefSeq and is a predicted model, not a curated record. Gene Ontology annotation, cellular component: external side of plasma membrane. The coding region runs from base 127 to 2427 and encodes 766 amino acids. Gene Ontology annotation, biological process: transferrin transport; intracellular iron ion homeostasis. The transcript is spliced from 19 exons.